UGUCCAGAAAAGCGCUAUAUAAGUGCUCUGCUGGGGCUUUCUUCUCUUCCACCUGCCCCACCCCCAGCGGUUUCUGCUCAACCAGUUUACCUCCUCACUUCCUCAGUCCAAAACCCUCCCUGUUUGCUCGUAUAAAACUGCUGAAGUCACGCUCGUUUUAGUUCCUGCUGAGCUUAUCAGGCUGUCGGGCUGCCUCUCUCUCCCUGGGACUGGACAGAACUAAGUCUAGCGAUGUCGAUGGAACAACACGACUGUCCCCUGUGCAGGGAGUAUCUACGGGAUCCCGUUUCCAUUCCCUGCGGACAUACCUUCUGCUCAGUCUGCAUUAAGACCUACUGGGACCAUGCAGACCAUACUGGGACCUACAGCUGCCCUCACUGUAAGGUGACCUACAACAAGAGGCCUGCCCCACGCAGGAGCCAAACCCUGACGAGAACAUCAGAGCGAGUGAGGACCUCAGAGCCCUCUCCGCCUGCUCCUCCGGCCCCUGACUACAACUACGCCGGGCCGCAGGACGUCCCGUGCGACAUCUGCACGGGCAGGAAGUACAAGGCGGUGAAGUCCUGCCUGAUGUGCCUGGCCUCCUACUGCGAAAGGCACCUCAAGGCGCACUUUGAGAACACCACUUUCAAGCGCCACAAGCUGGUGGAUGAAAUCGGCCACCUGGACCGGCAGAUCUGCCCCCAGCACCAGAAGGGCCUGGAGCUGUACUGCAGGACAGACCAGAUGUGCAUCUGCGUGCUGUGCACCGUCAAGGAGCACAAGGGCCACGACAUGGUCUCGGCCGAGACAGAGCGGGUGGAGAAGCAGAAUCUGCUCAGCACAACACAGGCCGAGAUACAGCAGAGGAUCCAGGACAGAGUGAAACAGAUGGAGGAGCUAAAGCAUGCGGUGGAUGCACUCAAGACCUCAGCGCAGAGGGCGCUGGCGGAGAGCGAGAAGCUCUUCGGAGACAUGCUGCGGUCCAUCGAGAGGAUGCAGGCCGAGAUGAGCAAGCUCAUCAGCUCCAACAAGAGGGCGGCGCUGACCCAGGCGGAGGGACACCUGGAGCGCCUGGAGCAGGAGGUUGCGGACCUGAAGAAGAGGGACUCAGAGCUGACCCACCUGUCGCGCACGGAGGACCACAUCCACUUCAUUCAGAGCUUCCACACUCUCUGUGAGCAGACUGAGGCCGAAGAGCUGCCCAACGUCACAGUGAAUCCCUACUUCUCCUUUGGAGCCGUGACUAAGACCGUCUCGGAAAUGAAGGUGCACCUGAACGAGUUCACCAACGAAGAGAUGGUCAAGGUUACCAAAACAGUGAAUAAAAUGCCCUUUUGCCAGCUGGAAAAUCGUAAAAAAAGAAGAACAAUGAAAUCCAAUGAAAUUGGACUCAACAGUGCACCAAGUCUCCAACCCAGGCAAAGAGGAGAGUUCUUAAAAUAUGCCUGUCAGCUCACCCUGGACCCCAACACAGCCUACAGGCAGCUGUACCUCUCCAGAGGAAACAGAAAAGCGGCUCUGAAGAGAGACACCCAGCCGUACACCGACCACUCCCAGAGAUUCGACUGCUUGCCUCAGGUGCUCUGCAAGGAGCCUCUGUCUGGCGGCUGCUAUUACUGGGAGGUGGAGUGGAGCGGAGAAGGCGCUUCCAUUGGAGUCGCCUACAAGGGCAUGAAGAGGUCCGGGUACGGCGACAGCUGCCGCAUCGGAUAUAACAAAAAGUCCUGGAGCCUGUUCUGCUCCGACUCCAGCUACUCCCCCCGGCAUGACAAGGACCCAGUGGAAAUUAGCGCCCCCUACUGCUCCAGAAUAGGAGUGUUCCUGGAUCACAGCGCUGGCACCCUCUCGUUUUACAGCGUCUCCGACACGAUGUCCCUGAUCCACAGGUUCAAGGCCACGUUUAACGAGCCCAUCUACGCUGGAUUUUGGGUCUGGUAUGAAUCGGCUGUAACAAUCUGCCAGCUGUAAAAGGCAUUCAAUCAUCCCAAUCCUCCCGUUUGCCUUCUCUUCUCCUAAAGUUCACAGUCCUGCAGGACAGCCCCCAGUCCUGGCGCCUUGUCGAUUCUCCUACCACUGUAACCAGGUGUUUCAGAACAUCUACCCUUCAGUCAUCUUCCUUCUUUUGCCCCUGUUGUUUUACUGUUUUAACUGUUCUGUAAUAAUUCUGUACAAACUGAAUUUACUUUCAACCCCUGCAAAAUCAUACUGGUGAGAGGGAUUAAGAAUGUUUGUUCUUUCUUUAACAGAAAUGAAAUUCGUGGUACAUUGUGCUAUUAUAUCAUAUUUUUAAAUGAGAUAUAAUACAUGGCAAUAACUAAAGGAUAUAUUUUAAGGCAUGUGCCCUGAAAAGCCAUUUUAGUUUCUUUUUGAUCUUUUUUAAGGGGCUGCUAAGUGAUUAACCAAAAUGGAAUUCAAUCAACAGCAUCAAUUUGGCUGAGUUAUAAAAAGUAUAUACACAUAUGGAUUCACAAACACUUAAUUGGCAUAUGAGGUAUGUUCAGACAAAAAUAGCAAACAGGCAGUAGAGGUAAAUAUCACUGUUUUAUGUCAGACCUUGCUUUAAAUGUGUAUACAUAGGGUCAUUGUGCACAAUGUAGUAUGAACCCAUUUUAGGGAGGUUAUUUAAUUUGAAAUUUUACAAUCCAAUCAUUAAUACUUCAAAAGUAAUAUGUAGAAAGACAAAUAGUUUCAAUAUACAGACAUGAGGUAGAAUUUUAAAAUUAAACAUUGUAGCAACAGGUAAGCAACAGGUAAGAAUGUGAAGUAGCCCCUAUAUCAGCACUAGUGAACCUCCAGUGAAGUGUGUUUCUUUAUUUCAAUGUGACCUGCUCCUUUAUUGAUCAUUCUGCUCCUUAUUUAGAUGUUCAAGUAGUUGCAGCACGCUUGAGUAAUGGUGCUGACUAAAACAAUGCAAGUUGAAUAGCCCAGUCUGACAGAAAUCCAAAUAUUGCUUGGAUAUAUGCUUCUUUUACUUUUAAAAAUGGGGAAAAUUUAUUUAAAUUUAAUUUUGUAUGCAGGUUAUGGGAAAUGCAGAGGUUGUGUACUUACAGCUCAUCAAAAAAUAAAUAUUUUACAAUAUAAGUACAUGCAAAAACGUUUUCUUGA
This is a messenger RNA of Lepisosteus oculatus (spotted gar), 3087 nucleotides long. It is a transcript of the gene ftr83, whose product is annotated as finTRIM family, member 83. NCBI's taxonomy places the organism in Eukaryota, Metazoa, Chordata, Actinopteri, Semionotiformes, Lepisosteidae. Gene Ontology annotation, molecular function: protein binding; zinc ion binding. The record is from RefSeq and is a predicted model, not a curated record.